Talaromyces rugulosus is the source of this 570-nucleotide messenger RNA. RefSeq lists its product as uncharacterized. NCBI's taxonomy places the organism in Eukaryota, Fungi, Ascomycota, Eurotiomycetes, Eurotiales, Trichocomaceae. The record is from RefSeq and is a predicted model, not a curated record. Gene Ontology annotation, molecular function: calcium-dependent protein serine/threonine phosphatase regulator activity; calcium ion binding. The annotation marks the transcript as partial. The transcript is spliced from 4 exons.
AUGGAACAAACACAUGAACCCAACAGCGCGGCGCUGUAUAACACGCGGAGACGACAAGGAUCUAUCGGAGGCCAGCAAGUUCUUGAUAGCAUUAUAUCCGCUUCAAAUUUCGACCGAGACGAAGUUGAUCGCCUCCGAAAGCGGUUUAUGAAAUUGGACAAAGAUAACUCGGGAACUAUUGAAAGAGAAGAGUUUCUUUCGCUUCCACAGGUGUCUUCGAACCCACUUGCCACACGAAUGAUUGCGAUUUUCGACGAAGACGGUGGUGGCGAUGUCGAUUUCCAAGAAUUCGUGUCUGGGCUGUCGGCGUUCAGCUCCAAGGGCAACAAAGAAGAAAAGCUUCGUUUCGCAUUCAAAGUGUACGAUAUCGAUCGCGACGGAUACAUUUCCAACGGCGAGCUGUUCAUUGUGUUGAAGAUGAUGGUGGGCAGCAAUCUGAAAGACGUGCAGCUGCAGCAGAUUGUCGACAAGACCAUCAUGGAGGCCGACAAGGAUCAGGAUGGCAAGAUCAGCUUUGAUGAGUUCAAGGAGAUGGUGGAGAACACCGAUGUGAGCAUGAGCAUGACUUUG